GUCGCAGGCCUCGAGGUUUGAUCUUCACAGCUGGGGCCUCUGGAACCGCCUGGGGCCAUCAGGGAUUGCUUUGCCAUAAUUCUACCAUCUCUCAUCAGCAAUGGCCCCUGCCGAGGCGCGAACAGGAUCAUCACCGCCCUUCGUCGAAGAGGCUCCUACUCGCGGGAAACGCCCCGAAUGCUUCAAAUCGACGCUCCAAGAGUGUCUGUUUGUCUUGACGGCCACGAUGUCGAUUGGGAUGUCGUCCUUUCUGAAUGGCAUAUGUACUGUGAUCACUGCUCCCAUCGGUCGAAGUCUUCACAUGACAUCUGCUCAGAUCACGUGGAUCACCGCUUCUUCCUCUCUGAGCUCCGGUGCGCUUCUUCUCUUUUUCGCCAAGGUGGCCGACACCUUUGGUCGCCGGUCUCUGCUCAUCUUGAGCAUGGGAGCGUUUGCGGUCUCGAGUCUCGUCACUGGUUUCGCUACAAAUGCCAUGUAUCUUGACAUUCUGGCUGGCAUAUUAGGCCUCUGGUCAGCCGCUGCCGUCCCUCCCGCCGUGGGCAUUCUGGGCGCAGCAUAUGAGCAACCGUCGAAAAGGAAGAACAUGGCGUUUGCAUGUUUCAGUGCGGGCAAUCCUGUUGGUUUCGUGAUGGGCACCAUCUUCUCCGGUGUCGCGGCGCAUAUAUUUAGCUGGAGAUCGUCAUUCUAUCUACUGGCAAUCAUAUACGUGGUGUUUUUUGUUGCUGCUAUUUGGACGGUCCCGGGGACGCAGGCUCAGACUGAAAAAUUCACACUUGGAACGAUAAAGAGGUUCGAUUUGUUUGGAAUUCUUCUGAGUAUGGCCGGUAUUGCGCUAUUCUGCUCUUCCUUGACAAUCGCAGGCGAUGCUCCAAGUGGAUGGAAAACCUCGUACGUGAUUGUACUACUCCUCGUAGGUGUAGCUCUGAUUGGCACUUUCAUCGGAUGGGAGUCAUUCGUAAAGCAUCCCCUGAUGCCCUUGCGAAUAUGGCAAGAUAGAAACUUUUCCCUGAUCAACACAAUUGUGCUUCUGGGCUAUAUGAGCUUUACUACGAGUUCUUUCUGGCUAUCUCUCUAUAUGCAGAAUGUCCUCAAGUUCUCCUCCCUUGGAGUAGCGGUGCAUCUUCUCCCCACAGCAAUAGGGGGGAUUUUGGUGAACAUCGUCGCAGGAUUAAUCUUGCACCGCGUCAGCAACAAGCUCCUGACAGGGAUUGGCGCGCUUUCGUACCUGCUUGCCGCGAUCCUCCUUGCCACCAUGAAGGAAGAUAGUUCUUAUUGGGCGUUUAUCUUCCCGUCAUUAAUUUUCUGCGUUAUCGGAGCCGAUCUUCAAUUUAACGUGGCGAAUAUGUAUGUGAUGUCUUCUCUGCCUCCUGCACAGCAAUCGCUCGCGGGUGGCAUCUUCAACACGGUUAACAGGCUUUGCGCCGCGAUCGGUCUGGGGAUCUCUACUAGUAUCUACAAUGCGGAAUCUGCGGGUACUGCUGCAUUACAGACGGCGGUCAGGCCGUACAAGAUGGUGUUCUGGUUUACUGUUGCGGCGGCUGCUGCAGGGUUAGUCUUCGUUCCAUUCCUGACGAUUGGGACACAGGGGCAUACCUCUAGGCCCACUUCUGUGGUGAGCUUGGAUAGAAAAGCUGCUGAUCAAGCUGGUGGGGGUGAUGGGAACUUUGAUAGAAAAGCUGCUGUGAGAACUGAGGAGGUCUCUGUGCCACCGACUGACUACAGGGAGAAGGGAGAGCAAUUGAUGGUUGAAAAUCGGGUCUAGACAGCGACAGUAAAGGCCUUAAAUCAUACUUAUCUAUUGGCUGUGUUAAAACUGCGGCAAACAGAACAUGUAAAACGAUUAGAUACCACG
Amorphotheca resinae ATCC 22711 is the source of this 1852-nucleotide messenger RNA. RefSeq lists its product as hypothetical. The record is from RefSeq and is a predicted model, not a curated record. The coding region runs from base 101 to 1762 and encodes 553 amino acids. Gene Ontology annotation, cellular component: membrane. NCBI's taxonomy places the organism in Eukaryota, Fungi, Ascomycota, Leotiomycetes, Helotiales, Amorphothecaceae. The transcript has 5 exons. Gene Ontology annotation, biological process: transmembrane transport. Gene Ontology annotation, molecular function: transmembrane transporter activity.